AUGUGGGUUGUUUUGAUAGCAAGUGUUGUUGUUUUAGUGUUUACAAAAUGGGUUCAUAGUUGGAGAAGGCUCAAACAUUAUGAAAAGCUUCCUAAAGGUUCAAUGGGUUUUCCAUUACUUGGUGAAAAUUUGGACUUCCUUACCCCACAUUCUUCUUUUGAUAUUGCUCCUUUCAUCGAAACAAGAAUGGUUAGGUAUGGACCAAUUUUUCGAACAAAUUUGAUGGGACGACGUGCGAUUGUCUCAACCGAUACCAACCUAAAUCACUUAAUCUUUCAAGAAGAGGGUAAUUUGUUUCGAAGUUGGUAUCCCGAUCGCCUAACGAAGAUAUUUGGAAGACAAAACAUCCUUUCAAUGCAUGGCCAAAAUUUUAAAUCUCUAAAGAACAUGAUCAUUAAUCUUUAUGGUAUUGAAAGUAUGAAAAAGAUGGUUCGUGAGGUCGAGGCUUCAACAAAGACAAGGCUGAGACGGUGGUCGACUCGUAACAUGAUCGACUUGAAGGAUGAGACUGCAACGAUGAUAUUUGAUUUUACUUCAAAGAAGUUGAUUAGUUAUGAUCGAGAAAGUUCAUCCGAGAACUUGAGAGAGAAUUUUGAUGUCUUCAUUAAGGGUUUGAUUUCCUUGCCUCUUAAUUUUCCCGGAACCGCUCAUCACAAGUGCAGACAGGGUAGGAAAAGAACAAUGAAGAUGCUAAAAAACAUGCUACAAGAACGACAGGCAAAUCCUAGGAAACAACAUAAUGAUUUUUUUGAUUAUGUUCUUGAAGAACUUGAAAAACAUGGAACUCUUCUCACUCAAGAAAUGGCUUUGGACUUGAUGUUCUUUCUCCUUUUUGCAAGCUUUGAAACCACUUCACUUGCUCUAACUUUAGCCAUCAAAUUUCUCGUCGACCAUCCUCGUGUCUUGACCGAGCUAACGGUUGAGCAUGAGGGCAUCUUGAAGAACAGGGACAAGGCAGAUUCAGGACUUACUUGGGCUGAAUACAAAUCCAUGACGUUUACUUUUCAAUUCAUUAAUGAAACGCUGCGACUCGGAAAUGUAGCUCCGUUGAUCUUUCGAGAAGCAUUGAAGGAUGUCGAGUAUAAGGGAUUUGUGAUUCCAGCAGGAUGGAUAGUUGUACCGAGUCUCUCAGCCGUCCACUUGAAUCCAGAAAAUUACGUUGACCCUCUUACGUUCAACCCGUGGAGGUGGGAGAAAUCAGAUGGUGGGGCAUCCAAACAUUUGAUGGCAUUUGGUGGUGGCCUUAGAUUUUGUUUUGGUGCAGAAUUUGUUAAAUUGCAAAUAGCUGUGUUUCUUCAUUCUUUACUUACAAGCUAUAAGUUUGAAGCAAUUAAAGGAGGUAACAUUAUUCGAGUUCCGGGCUUACAAUUUCCAGAUGGUUUUCAUGUUCAGAUCACGGAGAAAUCGUUAUGCAAAUAAGAGAAUAAAAAAGCAUUUCAGACAACUAAAGAAAUGUUGGAGCACCUCUAUGAAAAUUAGGUCAAUAUUCCUGCUUUGGAAAAACGUGCAACUUUUAGUCCAAAGUGGUUUGAACUACACAACAUUUCAGUUGAGUUAUUAUAGUUUGGACGAGGCAUG
Molecule: messenger RNA, 1578 nt
Organism: Cucurbita moschata (crookneck pumpkin)
Lineage: Eukaryota; Viridiplantae; Streptophyta; Magnoliopsida; Cucurbitales; Cucurbitaceae
Product: cytochrome P450 87A3-like
Exons: 9
Coding region: 1-1419 (472 amino acids)
Biological process (GO): sterol metabolic process
Molecular function (GO): oxidoreductase activity, acting on paired donors, with incorporation or reduction of molecular oxygen; heme binding; monooxygenase activity
Source: RefSeq, a predicted model, not a curated record